Molecule: messenger RNA, 3452 nt
Organism: Elaeis guineensis (African oil palm)
Lineage: Eukaryota; Viridiplantae; Streptophyta; Magnoliopsida; Arecales; Arecaceae
Product: transcription termination factor MTERF9, chloroplastic
Biological process (GO): developmental process; regulation of DNA-templated transcription
Molecular function (GO): double-stranded DNA binding
Source: RefSeq, a predicted model, not a curated record
GUCCCUUCUGCCCUCCUCUCCCCUUUUUAGUAGAAAAAAAAGGAAUCCAGGACCAUGGCGCUCCUAUGCCUGCACUCUAACUCCGCUCGGUUCUUCCCCUCACCUCCUCUCCCGUCGCCUCCUCCCAACGCCACCCGCCGCGCCGGCGUCGGUUUCGCCGUCUUCUCCUCCCAUUCCAGUCCCCGCAUCCUCAAAUCCAACCGCAGGUCGCGGUCCGGCCGGCGGACGUCCCCUUACGACGAUGACGAUGACGGCGGCGAAGAGGAUAGCGAAGAAGAGGAGGAGGCAUUGCCAUCCGAUGACCAUUUUGCAGAUUUUGAAGCCAGUCAACAAGCCCAAAGAGAACGGAUGAAAAGAAGAUUCUCAAAAACCAGACAAAGCCCGAAGCGAGCAUAUUGGUCCUCUGAUGCACAUGACAUAGUCAUCCCAAGGAAAACAAAUUCACCAGACUACUACCGUACUGCAGGCAGAACAUCCAAAAAGGAUGCUGUGGAGUUGGAUAGCAAAGAAAAGCUGAAGAAUGGAAAAUUUACUAAAAGCAGGUUCCAAAAACUUGUAGAGGAACUUGAUUUUGAUGAGAAGUGGUUCCCGAUAAUUGAAUACUUGAGCACAUUUGGAUUGAAAGAAUCCCAUUUUGUAUCCAUCUAUGAGAGGCAUAUGCUUUGCCUGCAGAUGAACCUGGCUUCUGCGAAGGAAAGAUUGGAGUUUUUGUUGAGUGUUGGUGUCAAACAUAGAGACAUCAAAAGGAUACUUAUGAGGCAGCCCCAAAUUCUGGAGUAUACUGUUGAAAACAAUCUGAAGUCCCAUGUUGCCUUUUUGGUUAGCAUUGGAAUUCCAGAUUCGCGAAUAGGUCCAACAAUUACUGCUGCUCCAUCUUUAUUCUCUUACAGUGUCGAGCAUUCUCUAAAGCCAACAAUCAGGUAUUUGGUUGAAGAAGUAGGUAUCAAGGAAAGUGAUGUCAGCAAAGUGGUGCAGCUGAGCCCCCAAAUUUUGGUCCAAAGGAUUGAUAACUCAUGGACUUCUCGCUUCUCCUUUCUAUCAAGGGAAUUAGGGGCACCCAGAGAUAAUGUAGUCAAGAUGGUCACCAAGCAUCCACAGCUCCUUCAUUACAGCAUUAAGGAUGGAAUAUUGCCUAGAAUCAACUUUCUUAGGGGCAUUGGGAUGCGUGAUUCUGAUAUCCUGAAAGUAUUAACAAAUCUUACGCAGGUAUUAUCUUUGUCGUUGGAGGGGAAUCUGAGGCCCAAGUAUCUUUAUCUGGUUAAUGAACUUCACAAUGAGGUGCACUCCCUGACAAAAUAUCCCGUGUACUUAAGCUUGUCUCUGGAGCAACGGAUUCGACCUCGUCACAUGUUCUUGGUUUCCCUAAAGAAGGCUCCAAAGGGUCCAUUUCCUCUGAGCUCGCUCGUUCCUACUGAUGAGUGUUUCUGUCAACAAUGGGCUGGAACUAGUUUAGAGAAGUAUUUGACAUUUAGACAGCAUUUGCUAAUCGAAGACUUUGCUCGGAUGUAUGAAAGGAAAAGAUAGCUGACCUGCAUUGCCCUCAAAGAAGUGCCAAGGUUACUAAUAAAAUUUCUGGAAGCAUGGCUUGAGUCCCUGGACGGUUUGUUAAAUAUCAGUUUCUUGUUGUUGUUCAGAAGAUUACUUUCUGGAACAACCAAUAUCCAUAGAGCAAAAAUUUAUGUUGUUUAUUUCAUCAUGGUGCUUAUAUAGCUCUUUGGGCUGCUCGGAAGUGGGAGAACGUUCACUAACCAACCACCUGUGUUUACUAGGCAAAGCAAGCAGCUCCACCUCUACCUAUGAGGCUCAUCUCCAGAUCUGCAAACCCAGCUGCUGCAAUGCUAAGUACAAUAAGGAAAAGAUUGCCUUAAUUGGGGAGACUCUUUACAAAUUGGAUUGAAAGUGGAUAAGAAGAUAGAUGUGGAAUGGAAGGUGAUAUAGCUGUGUACCUUUUUGAGUUUGAGAUUGAGCAGGCUCAGAUUUAUUGAGAAGAUUGAAGAGGAAUAUAUUGAAUUUUAGUUUUUGGAUUAGAUUUGUCUUUAUUGGAUUUACGCUUCUACGGUAUGCCUCUUGUAAUUUUGAGUCCUGUUGCUUCUGAUCAGGACUUGCAGGCAUGGUAUGACAUUCUGUAAGCAAGGUGUUGUACUGGUACAACCACCAAAGAUUGAGUAUCAGGUUAUACUGGUGAUCUUGAAGUAGUCUGGUUGUACUGUCCAUUUCGAAAUUAGAGAAUCAAAAUGCAGGAUACAGAUCAUGUUUAAAUUGCAUUUGUGAAGGGAACGAGUUAAAUUCAUUGAACUAAGGCUGUUGUUUUAAGUCAGAAGCACGAGCCCAUCUUCUCGUGAACUAUAUUUGGUGACAAGUGGAUGGGUGUCUUUUGAAUCAGUUCUUUAGCAAGCCUCUCAUUCUGUUUGCCACUUAUGCAACUCUGUGGCAUGGUUGAUGGUGUCCAAGAAAAAAAAAAGGAGCAGAAACUUGAGGUGCAGUCAGUCCAGAAAAAGUGAUUUCUUUGUAUGCUUGAGACUGAAGGUCAUGUUUGUUUUCAUGUUGCUGUUAUUUUUGCCAUUUGGGGCUCUGCUUUGGACCAGUAUAUUUUCAGAGGUUAGCAGUGAAAGACAUCCAUCAGCAAUGAUAGGGUUCAAGUUCCCUGAAAAUACCAAGAACUAGUAACAGUAGCUAAAGGUUGAAUGAAGAACUUGCAGUAUCUUGUUGGGAUUGUUACAUGAAAGGAUUGUUAAAUAUGGGCACAUCUUUUGGCAAAAGCUCCAAAUGAGCCUGCAAUGAUCCAAUCUGUCGACAGAGAUACUUCCAGUUACAAAAUUAGGACCAGUUUCUGGAGUACAUAAUGAAACCUCAGGUCCAAAGGAAGGGAUGUCUCUCAAAAACAGCAGAGAGAAUAAUAAUUUAAAUUAGAAAAAAAAAAGUGCAAUGCAUGGACCAAGUUCCUCCCAGUUGCAGACUUCUAGCAACUUAACCUCAAGAAACAUUGGGCCUUAGUGUGGUCGCAGCAGGUUGCUUUUCGAAGCUACAACUACACGUGAAUUUACACUUGAAACAAACUACAUGUGAAUUUUCACUUGAAGCAAACAUAUCUUCUAAAUGAAUCCUAAAAUCAGUGGAAAAAUGACCUAACAUUUGUACUGGAGUCCAAAAAAUGGCAGCCUUCAUGCGUUCGAUAUCGAUAACCGAACCUACGAUGUUUAUAGCUUGAAACCCAUGUUGGUAUGAUCUAUUUCAAGCCAAUCAUGGCCACAGAUUUAUUAGUGGUUCCCACAUGAUCCAGAAGACAAUCGAUGCAGGAUCUUAUUCAGAUAGAUUCAUAACUUCACCUCAUGAAAACAUUCUUUGGAUAAGCUGUAUCGGCCAAUGGUUUUGAGGCUUGGAUAUGGAUAGCAACCAAACUACCACAGAAACUCAUAAAGAUAUUUUUAAGCUUCAAAUUUUCCAUUGACUCA